AUGCGCGACAAUGAAGGGUCGAUAUUAUGUAUAUUAUUAGUAUUAAUUUUAUGUACAGAAGUAUACGCAAUGAGCGCGAAACAUCUUAUUAAAAAAAGAAAUUAUAGUGAUCAAAGUGUAAGACGUUAUUUAGCAGAGCGGACUUGUUGGUGGAAUGAAGUUUGUAAAGAAGAAUUUCAUAGCAAAUUUCGAUGCCGUUGUCCUCGAUGGUCCUAUUGCCGUGCCCCUGGUAGAUAUUAUGACGCGCAUUGUAGUAUGACACGUACCGGCUAUAUUUGGACUCAACCAGAGACUUCGUUAACACUUGAAGUCAAUAAAUAA
This is a messenger RNA of Habropoda laboriosa, 321 nucleotides long. RefSeq lists its product as uncharacterized. The record is from RefSeq and is a predicted model, not a curated record. The coding region runs from base 1 to 321 and encodes 106 amino acids. NCBI's taxonomy places the organism in Eukaryota, Metazoa, Arthropoda, Insecta, Hymenoptera, Apidae. The transcript has 3 exons.